AGAACAUGUAAAAUAUAGAAAUUAACUAUGGUGAAGUAGUUUACCAUAUAAUUUGUCAAAGAGAACAUCUAGUUCGAGAUAUUUACUAUCAACUGUACAUCUUUAAGAAUGCCAUAACAUUAUCAACUGUAAUUCUAUUGGUUUUGAUCUAAUUAUAGGAAAUUGAAUCACCCACUCCAAAAUACAUGGUGCCUAUCAAUUUAGAAAAUAAUAUACAUUGGGUUAAAAACAACUCAAGAGUAUUAACAUAAUUCGGAAUUGAAUACAAAGGAACAGUUAAAUAUUUUACAGCCCCAGAAUAAGAGCUAAAAAUUUUCAAGAGAAUAGUCAAAAACAAAAUAAUGUAUCGAGAAGUAAGUGACUUCUAUCAACCAUUGAAACUACUGGGAAAGGGAGGAUCAUCUAAAGUAUGUCAAUACACUUAAAAGUUAGGUCUAUUUAGUACAUGACAAAGACAAUUCAGCAGAAUUUGCAUCUAAAUGUAUUGAGAAAAGAUAUCUAAGAGAAGAUGGUGGAUAUGUAUGUAUUAUUCUAAUGACUUCAAGAUUGCCUUAUUCAAUGAGAUUAGCAUAAUGGGUAACCUUGAUCAUGAGUAAAUCGUAAAACUUGAAGAAGUUUAUGAAGGAGACAACACUUUUUAUCUCAUUCUUGAAUAUUUGAAAGGACCAAGUCUACAUGACUUAUGUAAUAGUCGAAGUACCACAUAGCCUUUGACUUGGGAGUAAAUUAAACAAAUAAUGUGGGUAUCAUAUAAUGUUUAAAUUAUAUAGUAAAUACUCAAAGGUGUAGCUCAUAUGCAUAGUCUUAAUAUAAUGCAUCGAGAUCUCAAACCAGAAAAUAUCAUGUUUAAAGAACAUGGAUCAGUUUAAGGUUUAAGAAUAGUAGAUUUUGGUUUGGCCACUAAUAUGAGUGUAGAUAAAUAUCCAUUUCCAAAAUGUGGGACUCCUGGAUAUGUUGCUCCGGAAAUUGCUAAUCUCAAAGAUCUUACUCUUAAAUAUGAUAAGAUCUGCGAUAUGUUUAGUGUUGGUUGCAUCUUCUAUAAAUUGUAAGUCAUUUUUUUAUUUAUCGUAGAAUUACAUCAAAAGAUUUAUUCCCAGGAACAGACUAUCAUGAAAUUCUUAAGCUUAACAAAAAAUGCAAUGUUAAUCUUGAUUAUCUACAAAUAUUCAAAGCACCCUCUUCAGCUGUCGAACUCAUUUCUUCAAUGCUUAAUCCUAAUCCCAGUUUUAGAAUUUCUGCAGCAAAAGCCUUGGAACACUUAUUUUUUGUUUAAAGUCCUUAAAAUGAUAUUAGAAUUAACUUUUAAUAGAAAAAGCGACUAGAUCCUUCGAAUAAGUUAUGGUAGACUUAACUAUUCAAAAAUCUAAAAUCAGAUAAAAUUCAAUUACCAGAGAUUCCUCUUAAACUUAGAUAAUAAGUUAGAGAAGAUGAAGUAGUUGAAGAUGAAAAGGUCUGCAUAAAUGUUCCUGUUAUGAAAAGUCCAAGAUUUUAAUAAUAAAUUAAAUAGAAAAAUAUUAAUCUCAUUGAUAAUCAACCCUCAACUCCUAGAACAAAAUAAAUUAAGAAAUAUUCAACUUAAGAGUAUGAUUUAUCAUCAGAUGCUUCAUCCCCUGAUUCUGGUAGAAUGAGACCAACAAUUGUACUUAAAAAUUCAACUCAUAGUUCAGCUAAAGCACAAACUCCUAGAGCUCGACCUAACAAAUAGAUUAUUUUUUAAAGGUAAAUGUCAAAUCAACCCAUUGAAGAAGUCAAUGAGGAAGAAACCAAAGCUUGAAUUAAUUCGAGCUAUUUUGAAUUACAUAUUGAAC
Molecule: messenger RNA, 1808 nt
Organism: Paramecium sonneborni
Lineage: Eukaryota; Ciliophora; Oligohymenophorea; Peniculida; Parameciidae
Source: the annotation of a GenBank genome assembly